UAGUGUAUUGGACCUUAAAAGUUAUAGUCGCAUCUGUUCUAUAAAACUUGCAUCCUUCGCCAUGUCGGGGCCGAUGGUCUAUGUCACGACCAAAUCUUACGACGUCGGUACCAACCGCUGGGGCGAGCGGCCCACCAUCCUGUCCAUGGACGACCGGCCGUUCGCAGAGGGCGGCAUGAGGAGAGCCUACAGCGCGAAGGACUGGGGCAUCCUCAAGUCGUCCUGUCAGCCCAAGGUGCUGAAGCUACAGAAACACAAACGCUACACCAAGGCAGAGGCGGAGGCAGACGUCAAGAUGCAGAUGAAGUGCGUGGCCCUUGCUGAGAAAUACAACAGCCACAGUUGCAUUCCCAAGAAGGUGUCGUUCUGCAGCGCCCAGCUGGUGCAGUUCCAGGCGGGACCGUACAAUGGGCAGUACGGCGUGCUGGAGGACUACAUCCCGGGCACUUUCGAGAAGCACAACCUCAACUUCCCAAUGAAACCUCUCUCCUGCCGCAACACUCCACAGGCCUUCUCACACUUCACGUUUGAGCGGACAGACGGCAGGAUGCUGGUGUGUGACGUGCAGGGUGUGGGAGACCAGUACACGGACCCGCAGAUCCACUGCAUGGACGCCGACCUGCAGUACGGCCAGGGGAACUUUGGCGCGCACGGAAUCAUCUCGUUCGUCAGCAACCACAGGUGUAACGCCAUCUGUCGGGCACUCAAGCUCACCCCCAUCAGGGAGCUACCCAACCGCUGGGGCUCUCCGCCGGGCAAGGCGGCUACGGCUCCGGUGCCGCGGUAUUACUGACUCUAACGCUCGUCAGAUUUGGGACAAGGGAACCUAGCGUUCUUCCCAACUACUGUACUUUAAGUUUGAGUGUACCAAGUUUGCCAGAGUCGGCUAACAGUCCCAUGGCCAUGGGUUGGCGAAGUGUACUUUUACGUCUUGCAAGAACAUGUGUUCUACAAAUGGCAUCCUUCUCACAUAACAUAUUCUAUGUUAAGUUACAGACUAACUACGAUUGUAAUAACCAUGUAAGAGCAUUUUUGUUUCAUAGAAAUACGUGUUUAUACUAAGGAGACUCA
Messenger RNA from Branchiostoma floridae (Florida lancelet), 1071 nucleotides. Its product is annotated as myosin heavy chain kinase B-like. The transcript has 3 exons. The record is from RefSeq and is a predicted model, not a curated record. Gene Ontology annotation, biological process: protein phosphorylation. Lineage: Eukaryota; Metazoa; Chordata; Leptocardii; Amphioxiformes; Branchiostomatidae. The coding region runs from base 62 to 793 and encodes 243 amino acids. Gene Ontology annotation, molecular function: ATP binding; protein serine/threonine kinase activity.